Messenger RNA from Saccoglossus kowalevskii, 735 nucleotides. RefSeq lists its product as uncharacterized. The record is from RefSeq and is a predicted model, not a curated record. Gene Ontology annotation, molecular function: ATP binding; protein binding; protein tyrosine kinase activity. Gene Ontology annotation, biological process: protein phosphorylation. Lineage: Eukaryota; Metazoa; Hemichordata; Enteropneusta; Harrimaniidae.
AUGUCGAACAAGCCAAGAGAACAUAAGAACAAAGAUUUGUAUGACUUUUUAGUGGACAGUGAGCUGGCACAUUACUACACUGAUUUUACAACCAAACUCAAAAUUCUUGGCGGGAAAGAAAAAGGUGGAAGCCGAACACCCUUGCCAAUGACCCUGUCAGUUUAUGAGACAAGUAAGUUUGGUAGGCACAUCAUACCAAAUGAAGCACUCAGUAUUCAUAAAGAGAUCGGCAGAGGGGAGUUUGGCAUCGUGCAACAAGGUGUCUGGACGAACGAGGAGGGUGAGAGGAUCCAGGUAGCCAUUAAGUGUUUGAGUAAAGAUAAGUUGCUUGCUGGACAAGCAGACUUCCUGAAAGAAGCCACAAUAAUGCAUUCCUUGGAUCAGGAACAUUUAGUAAGACUUUAUGGUGUUGUACUGGACGUAGAAAACUCGCUCAUGUUGGUGACGGAGCUAGCACCUCUGAGGUCUUUAUCAGAGUGUUUAAAAGAGCACAGUUUAAGGUCAUAUUUUCCAGUCAUACAGUUGUGUGAUUUUGCGGUCCAGAUUGCGUCUGGUAUGAGAUACUUGCAUAGUAAAAAUGUCAUUCAUAGAGACCUCGCUACUAGAAAUAUACUUGUUUUCUCCAAGGAUUGUGUGAAGAUCAGUGAUUUUGGAUUAUCAAGAGCUCUUGGAGUCGGAAAAGAUUACUACCAAACUAAUUUUAAUGUUAAUUUAAAACUGCCUUUAGCCUGGUAA